This is a messenger RNA of Bursaphelenchus okinawaensis, 1978 nucleotides long. NCBI's taxonomy places the organism in Eukaryota, Metazoa, Nematoda, Chromadorea, Rhabditida, Aphelenchoididae. The record is from the annotation of a GenBank genome assembly.
AUGGCGACUUACAUACGAUGGUUGGUCGUGCUGACAGGGCUGUUUCGGGUCGGCGAAGGCAAUGAAUUCACGUUUUAUGGUGAGCCGACUGACGUGGUGUUCUAUGUCGAUGUACCCUUGAAUUAUAGUAGGUAAGGGAGGUUUAUGGAAUAUUUUGUGGUGAGGCGGGGUAAUGUUGGCAAAGGAAGGAAGGAAGGGGGGGGGGCAGGGGUUGCUUAUAAAUAAAUUAAAAAACUUACUAUUAAUACUGUAAGUACUUUUGACUUUGCAUAACAAUAGGUCAUUUCUAAUACAAUUUGAAACAAAAAAGUGCUUUAUAACCUUUAAUCCUCCUUAUUGAUGACUUUUGACAACAACAAAUUAAAGUUCUUUUUUGCUAAAAACAGAAAUAAAAUAGAAUAUACAAUUUUUCAGUACUAGUACUAACUCAAAUUUUGAGUAAUAGUACUAGCUCAUGUUUAAAGUGGUAUUACUAGCACAAAUUUUGAGUACUAAUACUAAUUUAGGUGUAAAGUACUAAUAAAUACUCAAGUUUUGAGUACUAGUACUAACUAUAGUUUUGAGUACUAGCACUCACUCAUGUGUUGAGUACGUUAAAAAAUUUAAAAAACUGUUAUAAAAUUGCCAUUUUUCAGUGUAUACGGAAAGCUAGAGCCAAGCGACAGUGAUUGGUUUAUAUUGUUUCAAGUGGACCAUGGGUUAAUUCCAUCGACGUUCGUUGGCAUAAACGAAGAUAUUCAAGCUGGUGGAGAGUUUUCUCAAUGUGCAAGGUAUUCUGCUAUUAGGGAAAUCAAGCUUACUGUAAGUUUUUUAAUUUUUAAGUGAACGUUUGGCAAGUUAUAGGGUAAGGUAAUGCAGUUUCUGGUAAAAUAAAGUAGAGCAUAUCAAGGCAGGGUAGCUUAAUAAAAUAAAAAAUUGCAUUUUUAAAAUUUAUAAAAGAAGUCAUUUAAACGCAAAAACAAGUUUUGUAAAAUACUUCGUUGAAAUUGUUAAAAAUUGUUUUAACAGAGUUACUUUAGAAAUACUCUACCACAACAUAAUUUAAUUCAGGCGGAACUUCAUCCUUGGUUUGUUCGAAUUAAAUCGAAAAAUGUAGAGCGAUACGAACAUCCGGACAAAGUAGAAUUGGGCCGAAGCUUUAGUGUUACUUUCUACGUUCAAGACGAGGAGGAUGGGCCGUUAUGCAGUCUGCCGUUUCAAUUAAAAGUGCUUGGUAAGGAAAACAGCUUUUUGAGGAAAUUAGUUUUUAGCGGUUAAAAAGUUUUGGCAAUUCCCUUUCUUCAAUCAAUUUUUAACCAUGCGAGAAAAUAUCGUAUUUUACAAAUUACAGGAGGUCCAGUAACUGCCGUAACCCAGAACCCAAUCUCAGUAAAAUCCUCAACAUUCCGGAGCAGUUCGAGACGAACGAUCGCUUAUAAUGCACCAGCUGUGUCGACAAAACGUUACCAAAGUAAUCUACGGUUUGCGACAUUUAAGAUGCAAAAGCCGAAAACGACGACAGAAGCUUCUGCUCAGAAGCAGACAAGUUAUAUUGACAUUCAGAACGAUCGGCAGGUCUACGAAAUGGUACAGAGAUCAAAGUGGGUUUUUUUGAAUUUUUGGUUUUAAUAAAAACUAGGGUAGGGCAGAGUAGGACAGAGAGGGAUAGAAUAGAAAAAGUUUGCUUAAGAUGGGGGUAGAGCAAGGUAGGGUAGAAUAAAGUAAAGUAAGGGGGAGUAAAGUGAGCAAGAUAUGUGGGGUAGUGUAUAGUAGGUUAAAGCAAAGCAAGCAAAAUUAAAAAAUAUCAUUGAUAUCAUGGUAAAAUUUUACUUUCAGAACAAAAGAGAUUAAUUCAGUAUGGUCGAUAACAUUUUUACUAUUUUUAUGGUUAGAAGUUGGUAUUAUUGGCUCAUUCGUGGUGUUCGGCUUGGUAAUGUUGGUGGUAUUACAAAUUAAACCAAACGGUUAUAAUGAAAAGUUUAUUGCUUUAACCGACUGA